AUGGCGGUCAAGGCAGUCAUCCCGUUCCUCGUGGGGAUGAUGCUCCUGACUGGAGUGUGCAACACGCUAUUGACCAAGUAUCAGGACAAUCAAUGUGUCCGCAACUGCGACGACCCAGACCCCAAGAAGCGGGCUCACUUCGAGCAGCCCGUCAUCCAGACCGCGCAAAUGUUCGUCGGUGAGAUGGGCUGCUGGCUCGUUGUCGGCCUGAUGCAACUCUACAACCGCUACAUCGCUAAGAAGCCCUCCGAGGGAGGCUAUCAGCCGGUCGACACCAACGAGCACGCCGACGCCGACGCCGACGCCGACGCUUCGAGCAUACAUUCCGAGACCGCUCUGAACGGCAGCGGGAACAGGAACAAGCAUGAUGAGGCGAUCUUGCGGGGUUUCCGCAUCUUCCUCCUCGCUCUGCCGGCCCUCUCGGACCUCCUCGCCACUACCUUGAUGAACUGCGGUCUGCUGCUCGUUGCUGCCUCCAUCUACCAGAUGACGCGCGGUGCCCUCGUCUUGUUCGUCGGCCUGUUCAGCGUCGUCUUUCUCCGCCGCAAGCUCCACCUCUUCCAGUGGCUCUCGCUGAUGGGUGUCGUCCUCGGCGUGGCCAUCGUCGGCCUUGCCGGCGCCAUCUGGCCCGACCCCAAGUCGAGCAAGUCCGCCCCGCCCGGCGCUGGCAAGCCCGAGGCGGCUGAUGUCUCUGCGGAGGCGGUCAGGGCGAUCAUCGGCGUCCUCCUCAUCGCUGGUGCUCAGAUCUUCACUGCCACCCAGUUUGUGCUCGAGGAGUACAUCCUCGAGCGCUCAGCCAUCGAACCCCUCCGCGUCGUCGGCUGGGAGGGUAUUUUCGGAUUCUCCGGUACUGUGAUUGGCAUGGUUGUUCUUCACCUGGCCAUCGGCCGGACGGAUGCCGGCAGGUACGGCUACUUCGACAUGGUCGAGGGCUGGCGGCAGAUGACGGAGCACCCACAGGUGUUGAUCUCCAGCUUGCUGAUCAUGGUCAGCAUCGGCGGCUUCAACUUCUUCGGCUUGUCCGUGACCAGAAGCGUCAGUGCCACCUCUCGCUCGACCAUUGACACAUGCCGGACUCUUUUCAUCUGGAUCGUGUCUCUCGGCCUGGGCUGGGAGACGUUCAAGUGGCUGCAGGUUGUGGGCUUCGUGCUGCUAGUCUACUUCACCUUCCUCUUCAACGGCAUCGUCCAGCCCCCAUUUGAGUUUCUGCGGGUCCAGGAAGAGGUGGAGGAGCUGCUGCCCGAGGAGCCGGUCGAGCACAUGUAG
Messenger RNA from Thyridium curvatum, 1266 nucleotides. RefSeq lists its product as uncharacterized. Gene Ontology annotation, molecular function: pyrimidine nucleotide-sugar transmembrane transporter activity. Gene Ontology annotation, cellular component: Golgi membrane; intracellular membrane-bounded organelle. The record is from RefSeq and is a predicted model, not a curated record. Gene Ontology annotation, biological process: pyrimidine nucleotide-sugar transmembrane transport. Bases 1 to 1266 code for a protein of 421 amino acids. NCBI's taxonomy places the organism in Eukaryota, Fungi, Ascomycota, Sordariomycetes, Thyridiales, Thyridiaceae. The transcript is spliced from 3 exons.